GAUAAGGGGACUAAAGAGGAAGAUGCUGUGACCGAGUGUGUGUCGGUUCUGCUUUUGGUUUUGUUUCAGUUAAUAAGGAAGCUGUAAGAAUCAGAAUCCCAGAGCUUGUCUUCUGAGCAGCCAUGGGAUGCAGAGGCUUCGCGUUUCCUCCAAUGUUUUUCCUCCUUGGAAUGUUCUGGUUUCUACCACCAGCAAGCGCCCAGACGACAAACAGAAUUGGUAAAUUCUCAGGCACUUGUCAGACUGAGACUCUGGGAAGAGAAUUCAUCACCUCCUACAUGAAGGACUGUGGGAACUCUCAUCAAUUUGAAUUGCAAAUUACUGGUUACUUUGCCUUCACUUCAGUGUCUGUUUUCAUCUCCAAUUACCUGUUUCACAGGGCAAGGUUAGAGAAUAAGACUAUGGUAAAUCAGGGAGAGAUGGUGCAGGUCAGGCUACCAGAGUCAGUGGGAGUUGAGGGCAGUGCCACGUUCUCCAACGUGGUCCUAGUCAAGGCUGACAAAGAUAUCUCGGUAGUGUCUGUCAGUAACAAACAUGUGAGCCCGGAGACCACUGUGCUGUAUCCUGUCUCCAGCUUAGGAAAUGAAUACUACGUAGUGACUCCCUCUACGGAACCCUUAGAUAGUUAUCCAGAGUUCUCUGUUAUAACGUACCAAGAGCCCAACUCCAUGGAGAUCCAUGUGAAAGGCAAGUUACAUUACCUAACACAGGUCCACUCCACUGACAGCAAACUGAAAUUUAAGCUUCUCAGUUUACAAGGCAUCCAGUUACAAGGCAUAGAAGAUCUGUCUGGCACCAGGAUUGUCUCAGAAAAGCCAGUGGCCGUCUUGGUUGGCCAGGUGUGUUUUUGUAAUAGCACAAAAUGCAACCACGUCUUUGAGCAGCUCCUACCAGUUUGCAGCUGGGGUACAACAUACAUCAUUCCUCCCUUACCCUGGCAGAAAGCAGAUGAAAUAGUCUAUAUCACUGCUUCCCAGAGCACAACUGUGUUGUAUCAACGAGGGGAACACCAAGAGAAUGUUACUCUAACAGGAGGCAGUGUACACCAACUUCCUGUCAAGCCCUCUAUCCCAGUCUACAUCUCUGCUAAUGUGAGCAUCCAGGUGAUGUUCUACAGCCUGGGCGCAGCUAUCCCUAAUUCCUCCCAUGCCUUCCUGAUGAAUGUUCCAGAUGUUGCCAGUUAUUGCCUGAUGUAUUCUAUAAAUAACCAGGAGGGCUUCCAGAACUUUGCCUUGAUGGUGGCCAAUACAUCAGAGACUGGUGCCAUCAUCUUAGACAAUCAGCGUCUAAGGAGUGUGGAGUGGAACCAAGUCCGGGGCACUAAGUACGUUUGGGGCAUGCAUACGCUUGGACCUGCCAUGAGAUCCCAUGCUGUGGAACACGCCAGCUCUCCAUUCGCACUCUUGAGUGUUGGCACUGCUGCGAUGGACAGCUAUGGGAUUCCGGGUUCCUGCAGGAAGAAUGUUACCUUUAAAUGCCAGACUGAGACUCAACAGAUAAAAGAGCAGUUGAAGAUGUGCAAAGAUGUCUUUCAGCAGGGCAGCACCAGUGAAUUUUGCUCCUUCAUGAAUUCAACCUUAGUGAAUUUGGAGACCAUGUGUGCAGAGGACAGAGCAGCAUCGCUGGAGGAAGUUGCUCGCCCCUUUGGUUCCUUCUUGAAUAGCUCCAUCCUCAGUAUUGGUGGGAACGAGAGCAAGAGGGAGGUGGCCUCUGCUGUGACCCUCCUCUUGCGGAGUGUGGAAUUGGCUGCACUGACGGCUGCUUUGAGGUCUCCUGAGAAGAAGACCCAGAACAUGACAACAGAGUUUAUGGCUAUCGAGACGCUCCUCGUCCCAGCUGCAGGUCGCUGUGAUGAGGUCUUCAGGCUGAGAGGUCAGAAUCAGACAAUGGACAUUCACUGCAAUGCUGUCACCAGAGCAGCCACAAAAGAUCCUUGGGCUGUUGCUUUUAUUUCUUACUUCACCCUGGACGACAUCAUUAACACAACAUUUCUCAAAGAGGGAGAUCUAAUGGCUGAUGAGAAAUUGAGGAAUUUUCACCUGAAUUCCAGGGUGGUGAGUGGGGCUAUCGGAGAUGGGAGGCCCAUGAACCUCUCCAAACCUGUGAACUUCACCCUGUGCCAUAGACAGGCAAAGAAAGAAGAGGAAGAGGCUCGCUGCGUUCACUGGAAAUUCAUCUCUGGGAAAGGCACCUGGGCUGAGGAUGGCUGCAAAAUUCUCCAGACGAACAGCACUCACACCAUCUGCAGCUGUGACCAUCUCUCCAGCUUCGCACUCCUGAUGGGUCUCACCGGAGUGGAGGAGAGUGACCCACUGACCAUCAUCACCUACGUGGGACUCACCUUCUCUCUGCUAUGCCUCCUCCUCGCCAUCCUCACCUUCCUGCUGUGCCACUCCAUCCGCAACGUCAGCACCUCCCUCCACCUGCAGCUCUGCCUCUGCCUCUUCCUGGCCGACAUGCUCUUCCUCACCGCGGUGACCCGCACCCGCAGUCGGGUGGUGUGUGCUGUCAUUGCUGGCUUCCUACACUACCUCUUCCUGGCCUGCUUCACCUGGAUGUUCCUGGAGGGGCUGCACCUCUUCCUCACCGUCAGGAACCUGAAGGUCGUCAAUUACACCAGCGUCAGCCGGUUCAAGAAGAGAUUUAUGUACCCAUUUGGCUACGGAUUCCCAGCUCUGGUGGUGGCUGUUUCUGCAGCAGUGAAACCUGGAGGCUAUGGAACUUCCAAACACUGCUGGCUCAGCCUGGAGAGAGGAUUUCAUUGGAGCUUCCUGGGACCAGUUUGUGCCAUAAUCCUGAUAAAUUUAACAUUUUUUAUUGUAACCCUGUGGAUCCUGAGAGAUAAACUCUCCUCCCUUAAUGAAGAUGUGUCCACUGUCAAAGACACCAGACUACUGACUUUUAAAGCUAUUGCCCAGCUAUUCAUUCUGGGCUGCACAUGGAGUCUUGGUGUCUUCCAAGUCGGCUCAGCAAAAAUGGUCAUGGCGUAUUUAUUCACCAUUGUCAACAGCCUACAGGGAGCCUUCAUCUUCCUGGUGCACUGUCUCCUCAAUCGCCAGGUGAGAGAGGAGUACAGGAGAUGGAUUAAAGGCACAAGAAAACCCAGCCCCACAAUUCAAACAUUUAGUUCGUCUGUGUCCACUGUCACUACCGGCACCAAGAUGGUGAGUUGGGGAGAGCCGUCCACUUCAUCUCCAUGAAACAAUCACUUCUCCAACCAACGAUGUUUAUCAUACAGCCGGCUUUGCUGUGCCAGUUGGGCAGUUGCCAUUCUUCAUCACAACUACCUGGAAGGGGAAGCGGGAUUGGACAAAAUCUUCUCUCUGAUCCAAAUCCAAAACUCCUACUGAAUUCAAAGGCCACCCUAGGGUUUUAGCUGGGUGUGUCUCCCAGAUUUAAAGGGCCAGAUCCCAGGUCAGAGAGCAGUUAUUUCUUAGGGAAAGCACACCAUGCGGUGGGGGGAAGCGAUUUACAGAGCCUUCGUGUGCUAUGUGUGUGAGCUAGCUCUGCUGUUUCACUAUAAUGUGUAAAUAAUAAAAUAACCUGCUUAUGGA
Molecule: messenger RNA, 3554 nt
Organism: Dermochelys coriacea (leatherback sea turtle)
Lineage: Eukaryota; Metazoa; Chordata; Testudines; Dermochelyidae
Product: adhesion G protein-coupled receptor E1-like
Exons: 16
Coding region: 123-3200 (1025 amino acids)
Biological process (GO): cell surface receptor signaling pathway; adenylate cyclase-activating G protein-coupled receptor signaling pathway
Cellular component (GO): membrane
Molecular function (GO): G protein-coupled receptor activity
Source: RefSeq, a predicted model, not a curated record